GCUAAGAAAAAUGUUCUAUCUUUUAUUCAUGAAUGAAGAAAUUAUCAAACUCCAACAUCCAUCUGUUUGGAAUCAUGAAAUUAUUCGCGCCUCAUCAAACGAGAUCUUUAUUAUCGACGUGACAAAGUACCAUCGAGCUUCCGAGUUCACCGCAAGUAAUUUCGGUUGUCAGAGCAGUAAAUUAACAUUUGGAAAAGCUUCUAGUAUGUUUUGCGGCCAAGCCUGAAUGGAUGAAUCAGCUGAUGAAAUAUUCGGAAUCUCACAAUAAUAAACAUUAGUUAUGCUUAUAGCUUCAAUUGUCAUCUUGUUACUCUGAGUACUUUACUUGACACAAUAGCAAUAAAAUCCGAAAAACACCGAAGUCGACUUUCGCUAUCUCAUCGUGUAAUUUAUCGUAUUUGACAAACAGUUGUGAUUCAGUCAAAAAGUGUCAUUUUAUUUUUGUUGAAAGAGAAAAAUAAACUUAUAAUGUCAUUAAACACUGCACACGCCAAUAAUGGUGUUCUUUUGCAUGCUGGAGAAUGUAUUCUUCUUUUUUGUGACAAUGUCACAAUGGAAUUUCAUGGACAAGAACAACCAGAAUUUAUUGGUUCAAAAAAGGGAAGAAUAUAUUUGACAACGCAUCGGAUGAUAUUUAAUGCCAAAGACCAAAAUGAAAAAAUGAAAUCCUUUAGCUUUCCUUUCGUCACUUUGAGUGAGGUAGAGCUUGAACAGCCAUUAUUUGGAGCUAAUUACAUAAAAGGAAAAUGCCGUGCUCAACCAAAUGGUAAUUGGGUAGGAGAAUGUAAAUUUAAAUUACAUUUCAAGAGUGGCGGUGCUAUUGAAUUUGGCCAAGCAAUGUUGAGAGCAGCCUCUAUGGCUCAACGAAGCGGUCCUGGAUACGAUGCUCCUCCACCUUAUCAGCCACCAACAUCUGAUUGGUAUGCUGCUCCGCCACCAGCUUAUCAAGCAGCUCCUUCUGGAUACUAUGGUUGGAUGCCUCCCACCAAUGCAUUUCCUGACAUGCCUCCAGCUAACAGUGUUUACAUGACGGACAUGCCACCUCCAUAUCCAGGGAUAAAUACUGCUCCUAUGCAAGGAGGAAAUCCACAACCAGUUGGUAGCCCAGCGUGGGCCAACCCUGAGUAUAAUCCAGGAUACCAGCAAACAGGUUAUCCCCAACCACCUAAUUAUGCACAAUCUGCCGGCUAUUAUAACAAUUACCCUCAGAAUCCACCACCCUAUUCUCCUCAAGGAUCAUAUAAACCGUAUUAGCUAUGCGUUUGAUUUAAAUUAUUCACCAAUAUUCUUCACAAUUUUGUGUAGGAAUAAUUUGCUUUUAACACCAAAUUACAAAUAAUUAUAUUUAAUCAAAAAAAAAAAAAAAUUUUAUUGUAUUUGAUGUGUUUUAAAAUUAUAAAAUUUAGAUGGCAACUUAUAAACAUUCCAAAAGUUUUAUGCUAAAAAAGCUAAUUGAUAUUGUUAUAACCAAAUCAUAAAAUAUUACUAUGUUAUGCUAGUUAAACUAUAAUAAAAUAUAAUAAUGAUUUCUUUUAUUCAAAUAAUAAAGCCGUAUGAAAACUCAAA
This is a messenger RNA of Cotesia glomerata, 1566 nucleotides long. It is a transcript of the gene Wbp2, whose product is annotated as WW domain-binding protein 2. Gene Ontology annotation, molecular function: chromatin DNA binding; transcription coactivator activity. Gene Ontology annotation, biological process: positive regulation of DNA-templated transcription. The coding region runs from base 469 to 1254 and encodes 261 amino acids. Gene Ontology annotation, cellular component: nucleus. NCBI's taxonomy places the organism in Eukaryota, Metazoa, Arthropoda, Insecta, Hymenoptera, Braconidae. The record is from RefSeq and is a predicted model, not a curated record. The transcript is spliced from 4 exons.